AUGCGGGGACAGCCCCGAAACCUGGGCCCCUGGGCCAGGCGCGCCGAGGAGGAAGAGGGCCGACUCCGAGGCAGGGACCGUGCACAAAAGCCACUUUCGACUGGAAGGCUGGGAAGGAGCGACACUUCCCGGCAACGGGCUCAGCAUGACACGGUACCAGCCACGCCACACAUCGGUGGGAGGGACAUAGAGUACAGCGCAGGCAGCCUCCUGCUGGUGUCCCCAGCUAGGCCCCAGGAGCUGGAAAUACGGCCUUGUCCUUGCUCCCAGUACGAAAAACCUUUCUCACCCAAGUAUCUGCAGAACUGGUCUCUUGCGAAGCCAACAAAAGAGAGGAUUUCUUCCCAUGAAGGCUACACUCAGAUUAUUGCCAAUGAUCGUGGUCAUCUGUUGCCUUCAGUGCCCCGUUCCAAGGCAAGUCCUUGGGGCUCCUUCAUGGGCACCUGGCAAAUGCCUCUGAAGGUACCCCCUGCUCGGGCGACCCUGACCUCCCGUACAGCUGCUGGUGCUGCCUCCCUCACCAAAUGGAUACAGAAAAAUCCUGAUUUACUUAAGGCCUCCAAUGGGUUGCGUCCUGAAAUCUUCGGCAAGCCCCAUGAUCCAGACAGUCAGAAGAAACUCAGGAAGUCUAUCACAAAGACUGUACAACAAGCACCAAGUCCCACCAUAAUCCCAAACUCCCCAGCCUCAAAUCUCAAUUCCCCAGAUCAACUCCAAAGCUCACAUCCCUCUGCAGGUCACACUCCAGGUCCCCAAAGCCCACUCUACUCUCCAAAGUGCCCACCUGGAAGCCCGUGUUUGCCCCAUGCAGGCCGUAAUCUAGCCGAGGUCCAGAAAUGCAAACCUGCAACUCCGUAAGGGACUAAGGUACUGAGUGGCUUGAGGAAGACCCCCCCUAAUCAGAGAAAUUACAGAUGGGAAUAAAGGCAAAUUUGUAAAAUAAACUUUUUUUGUUAUUGGAAUAUAGUUGCUUUACAAUUUUGUGUUAGUAACACUGUAUGUUGAAUCUUUUACUGACUUGAAAUUUUUCUCUUCAGCUCUUUAGGUAGGAGGUAGAUGGGCACCCCCCACCUCACUCCCCCAAGGUAAAGCGAUUGGAGAUUCAUUCCCUAUAAACUGAAACUCCACUCCAAGACAAUAGCAGGACAAUUAAGGGAGGAGGCUGGGCCCUGUUCAAACCACUUAUUUCUCACUCUGGGAGUCAGACCUCCCCAACCACACAUGCGCAGAAAGGCUCCUUGCAGGCAGAAGCAGGGAGCAAUGUCAAGGGAUGCUCUACCCAUAACGCCUUUUCAGUAGAAUCCACCUUGGCUAAGAGAUGUGUGCACUCACCUGAGAGAAUACUGAUAUACCACAUAUGGACUGUGAACCAGACAAAUCAAAAUGAUUGGCUAAAGGACACCAACAAGAAAUAACUCAUAAUUCAAACCGCUUCAAGGGUGCAAGUCUGGGACAGUCUGCCUGUGUGCCUAUCCACAUGUAUUAGACUCUUUUUCCUCUUAAUAAAUACCUUACUUGCUUCA
This is a messenger RNA of Capra hircus (goat), 1523 nucleotides long. RefSeq names its product cilia and flagella associated protein 126 (gene CFAP126). Gene Ontology annotation, biological process: cilium organization. The record is from RefSeq and is a predicted model, not a curated record. Gene Ontology annotation, cellular component: ciliary basal body. Lineage: Eukaryota; Metazoa; Chordata; Mammalia; Artiodactyla; Bovidae.